AUGAUCUUCAGAGAACCUAACAAUUCUGAAGAGGGUCAGUACUGUUUUCCUAAUGUGAAUGACUCCUGCUAUAAAGAAUCUAGAUCACAGACGAUAAAGACAGCUCUGUACAUUUUAUUUUCAGGAGGAAUAAUAACAACAGUUGGUGGGAAUACAACAGUGAUUAUCUCAGUCGCAAACUUUAAGUAUCUGCAUACUCCUACAAAUUUCCUGAUCCUGUCUUUGGCUACUACAGACCUACUAGUGGGACUAAUUGUUAUGCCCUUUAGUAUGAUUCGAACAGUAGAAAGCUGCUGGUACUUUGGAGAUACAGCAUGUGUUCUUCAUUCGAGUUUUGACGUGUCUUUAACUACUAUUUCUAUUUUCCACCUGAUAUUCAUAGCUAUUGAUCGGUACUAUGCUAUUUGUGAUCCAUUACUUUAUUGUAGUAAAAUAAACAAUUUUGUGGCAGGGAUAUUCAUUGCAAUAAGUUGGAUUGUCCCAGGUGCAUAUACUUACAUCUCAUUGUAUUCUAAAAUAGGAACUGGAAUGGAAAAAUAUGUGUCAUCAGAUAUCUGCAAAGGUAAUUGUGAAGUUACAUUUAAUGCCAUAUGGGGAGUUCUAGACUCACUGCUAACAUUUUUUUUACCUUGUAUGGCAAUGCUAGCUAUUUAUGCAAAAAUAUUUUUUAUUGCUAGAAAACAUGCUAAAGCAAUUAAUGUUAUCAAAUUUAAUAAUGAUAAACAGAAAAUAAACAAUCCUUCUGAAACAACAGAUCAGAAGGCAACCAAAACAUUAGCUAUAGUUAUGGGUGUAUUUGUUCUUUCAUGGCUUCCUUUAGUCACUGAUGCAACAAUUGACCCUUAUGUUAAUUUUUCAACUCCUACUGCAGUUUCUGAUGCAUUAUUAUGGCUUGGAUAUUUUAACUCUGCAUGCAAUCCUAUUGUUUAUGCAUUUUUCUAUCCAUGGUUUCAGAGAGCCUUGAAACUUAUAGCAACAGGUAAUAUAUUUAGAACUAACUCUUCCAAUUUAAAUUUAUUUUCAAAUUUUAAAAUGGUUUAA
Messenger RNA from Protopterus annectens (West African lungfish), 1041 nucleotides. Its product is annotated as trace amine-associated receptor 13c-like. Bases 1 to 1041 code for a protein of 346 amino acids. Gene Ontology annotation, cellular component: membrane. The transcript has a single exon. NCBI's taxonomy places the organism in Eukaryota, Metazoa, Chordata, Ceratodontiformes, Protopteridae. The record is from RefSeq and is a predicted model, not a curated record. Gene Ontology annotation, molecular function: trace-amine receptor activity. Gene Ontology annotation, biological process: G protein-coupled receptor signaling pathway.